AUGAGUAAUAAUCUUAACGAAGCCCCUCAAAAUGCAGUUGAUGAAAAUUUCGAAGAUAAUGAUGAAAUGGCUUUUUUACCCGCAGAUCAUCAUUUGCUAUAAGAAUUACAAGCUGCUUUAACAAAAUAAUUAACAGAUGAACAUGAAAGAGUUGAUUAGAAAUUAAUUGAAUGCGAUUCUAAUUUAAAGAAAUUAGAAAAAACUAAAGAAGAUGUUGGUGUAAGAUUAUAUUCUGUACAAUAAUAAUUAGCUGAAAAUUAAAUGAAUUUUGAACAAGCUCAUGAAAAUUAUAAUUGGGUUUAAAAAUUAAGAGCUGAAGAGAAUGUUGUUUCUUUGGAAUAAUAGAAGAAAAGUUAAGAUUUACUCAUAAAUUAAAUGAAUGAGGAAAUAAAAAGACUUACAGAAUUAAAAACUAUAUUGACUGCAUAAUUAAUUUCUCAAAAAGAAGAAACUGAACAAGCGCGUUAAAUUUUAAAAGAAGCUCAUUUAGAAAUGCAAAAAAUUAUUGCUUCGAAAAAAAAUUUGCUUGAAAGAUGGUAAAAAUCACUUAUGACUAUGUAAAGAAUGGACAAUGCUUUGUAGGCUAUUAAAGAGGCACUUAAAGGAUAAUAAGAACUUAAUUUGUAAAUCGGAACUGAAUUAAACGGUGUGAAUUCAGAAAUAAGAAAACAAAAUGAUACAUAAGAAGUAUUAUAAGGAAAAAAAAAGAAAUUAGAUUAUGAAAGAACAUAUUUGGAAAGAAAAUAAUACGAAUUGCAUGAAGAAAGAAGUAAAUUGGAAGCUUAAAUAAAUUUAUUGACAUAAUCUUUGCAUUAAACAGAAACUGAAACAUCGAAAGCUGAAAUAGAUACAAACAGUAUUGAAGAAUAAAUGGAUUUAAUUGAGACAAAUAUAAUGAAACUUCACACAGAAAUAAAGAAGCUUUAUGAAGAUUUAAUUCAUUAAAAAUCAGAACAUACUACAAUCGAAAAAACAGCUACAAAUUUGAAUAAACAAGCUAACCAAAUUGCAAUUGACAUUGAAGAUAAAGCUGUUGAAUUGGAAAAUAUAUGUAAUGAAAUUGCCCGUGUAAAAAUUGAUCAAUUAAACACUUAAUCAUAAAUUGAAGUACUUGAAUAAAAGAAAAAAGAGGUAAUAAAGGAAAGAGAAGAAAAAGAAAUUACUGUGGCCACUUAUGAGGUUUAAAUAAGAUAAGGACAUGAUUUAAAUGAGAAAAAAUAACACGAAGUAGGAAGAUUGAAUAGAGAACAUGAUAAAUUAAGCAGUAAUUAAAGUGAUUCCAGUAGGGGUCCUUUGGAAGCCAAAAGGAAUAAUUUGAAAAGAUUGGCGGAUGAAAAAGCUUAUGAAAACGAAUAAAUGUAAAGAGAAUGGAUUAAAAAAUAAACUUUUUUAGUUAUGUAAAAUAAUAGAUAUAAUAAAUUGGAAGAAGAAGUUUCUUAAUUAAAGACUAAAUAGACUAUUAUGGAGUAAAAGAAAAUGCGUUUGAAUUAAAAUUAUAGAUCUUAUGAAAAAGAAAUUAGGGAUAUUUAAAAUGCUUUGAAAAACUUGAGAAAUGACAUGAAUAAAUUAAAUGACGCUUUACACAGAAAUAAGGAAAAAUAGGCAAAAUUGGAUAAUUAAAACUUCAAUAUUAAUUCAGAAUUCGAACAAAAGUUGAAAGAAUUCGAAAAAGAAUCUGUUAAAUUAGAAGUCGAAAUCGAUAAUUUGAAAGAAGAAAAAGCUGAAUUAUUGGCCGAAAUUGUAGAAUGUGAGAGGUAAAUUCUUUUAUGGGAAAGAAAAAUUUAGCUUGAAAAAGAAAUGCAAGAUGCAUUAGAUCCUACAGUAGGAUAAACUGAAAUUUAAGAAUUAAAGAAGGAAAUUCAUAGAAUGGAAUUGAGAUUAGAUGAAUUCAGGAAAAAGUAGGAAACUAUUAUUGCAGAAAUGGAAAGAACAGUUUAUAAGAGAGAAACUAUUUAAUUGAAAUAUAUGAAUAAGGAUAAAACUUUUAGUAGUAUAGAUAGUUAGAAUAAAUCAAAAAAUGUAGACAAUACAGCCUUAACUAUUAAAAAACUUAAUAGUUGA
Messenger RNA from Ichthyophthirius multifiliis, 2061 nucleotides. RefSeq lists its product as hypothetical. Gene Ontology annotation, biological process: axoneme assembly. Gene Ontology annotation, cellular component: cytoplasm. The record is from RefSeq and is a predicted model, not a curated record. Lineage: Eukaryota; Ciliophora; Oligohymenophorea; Hymenostomatida. The transcript has 5 exons.